Messenger RNA from Acipenser ruthenus (sterlet), 2395 nucleotides. RefSeq names its product alpha-2Db adrenergic receptor-like. Gene Ontology annotation, cellular component: membrane. Gene Ontology annotation, molecular function: adrenergic receptor activity. The record is from RefSeq and is a predicted model, not a curated record. Gene Ontology annotation, biological process: adenylate cyclase-activating adrenergic receptor signaling pathway. Lineage: Eukaryota; Metazoa; Chordata; Actinopteri; Acipenseriformes; Acipenseridae. The transcript has a single exon. Bases 552 to 1844 code for a protein of 430 amino acids.
ACUACUUCUAACUGGGAAGGCUGUAAAUAGCUGAGAGCCACAGUUAACGUUAUGUGAUCCGAUGUGAAAACGCUGCCCCAUGUUCUUUCGUGUUUUUACUUUUAAAUAACAGGAUGCGCAUGGAAUACAACACAGAAAACAAAACUACAAGAUGAAAGCGUCCUAAUGGAAAAACUCGGAGGCAAAACAGCGAUUGACAAAACAAUCACCGGGCUCUUGGAGGAACAUCACAUAGAACAGAACGAUAGCGUGACCUUUUCAAUUUCAAAACUUGUGGAAAAAAUAAUAUUGUGUAUGCAUAUGGUGUUUUCUGAAGCAGUGUAUGUGAGGAGUACUGUGUUGUAAUUGGAAGAUUUUAAACUUGUGAAAGCCUGGAAAACUGACCCACCUUAUUCUGCAUUCCCACUUUACAGUAUAAUAAAUCAGGCGGUGGAGAUUCGAAUGAUGUAACGAGCCGAACUAAAGGUCUUGGACUGUUAAUGGGCAUAACUGUUUAUUUACAAGCACCCUCCUAACUGAUUGCAAUUUCAGGUUGGGAAAUUUGGAGCUGCAUGAAGAACCAAAGCGGUGCUGAAAAUGAUACUGGGAUGGAUCUAGCCCAGGCGCUUAGCGUGCUUAACAGUUCGCACGAUGCCAAUGACACAGAAACCCCACAAAUACCACCACACUCUCCUGCUGCUGCCGCUUUUAUCAUCCUGGUGGUCAUCGUAAUUAUCAUCCUGACCAUUGUUGGCAACGUGCUUGUGGUGGUUGCAGUGUCCACGAGCCGAGCUCUCAGGGCGCCCCAGAACCUCUUUCUUGUUUCUCUCGCGUCUGCUGACAUUUUGGUGGCCACUUUGGUUAUCCCGUUCUCCCUGGCUAACGAGGUGAUGGGCUACUGGUACUUCGGUAGCACCUGGUGUGGCUUCUACCUGGCUUUGGAUGUACUCUUCUGCACUUCAUCCAUUGUGCACCUGUGCGCCAUCAGCCUGGAUAGAUACUGGUCAGUGACCAAAGCGGUGCGCUACAACCUCAAAAGGACUCCUAAAAGGAUCAAAUGUAUGAUUGCCAUAGUCUGGGUUAUAUCGGCGGUCAUCUCUUUCCCACCACUGAUCAUUAAAAAAGAAACAAAAAAACACGACUCUGAAUGCCUCCUCAACGGGGAAACAUGGUAUAUAUUAUCCUCCUGUAUAGUAUCUUUCUUUGCCCCCUGCGUAAUUAUGAUUUUAGUUUACUGUAAGAUCUACAAGGUGGCAAAGCAGAGGUCUUCGACUGUUUUUGUCGCCAAGAACGGAUUGGAAAGACAGCCUUCCCAGUCCGAAACCUGUUUCGUGCCCAAGGAUAAGUUUGAGAACGAAAGCCCCAGUAGCCAAAGCUCGGGCAGCAAUCAGAGGCAGGAAGAGCUCGAGGACAUCGACCUCGAGGAGAGCACGUCAGAAAAUAAGCCCAGUAAGAACUCUCGGUUUUCUAAGAAGAGAAAGGUGGAAGGGUCGAGUUGCUGUGCCAAGCAAAACUGUCGAUUGUCCUGGGCUUCAAACCGAGCCUCUCAGCUCUUCGUUGAGCAAAAGAGGAGACAUAACUCUGUUUCAAAGAACAAGGUGGCACAGUUACGGGAGAAAAGAUUCACUUUUGUGUUAGCUGUCGUAAUGGGGGUGUUUGUGCUUUGCUGGUUCCCAUUUUUCUUCACGUACAGUUUGCAGGCAAUCUGUGGGGAUAAGUGCAAUAUUCCCAAAACCCUUUUUGAUCUCUUCUUUUGGAUUGGCUACUGUAACAGUUCCGUAAACCCUAUUAUUUAUACCAUUUUCAACAGGGAUUUUCGCAAAGCUUUUAAGAAAAUCAUAUGUGUAACUGCCAAACUUAAUUAGGGGGGGAUUGUACCGUGUUUCAAAUAAGACCUCUAGAGCUUGUUUAAAGUGAUUUGUCGUUAUUGCUGUUUAUUUAAGUUUGCUGAAGUUCAAUAAAUGUGUUAUCUAUUUUUUUUUAAAAUAGUUGUGUUUUAAAAUAACAGUAAGAAGUAUUUGUUAUAUAUUUGUAAACGCUCUAUCUAUAAUCCCGUGAGAGACAAACUAUUUUUGUUUUGUGUUUUUUUGGGUUGAAAAGGGGAUGAUGAAAUGAUUGAUAGUAUUAUUUUAAACCACUUAAUAGAACACAUUGAUUCAAUUGCUUAAAUAUGUAUAUGUAACCAGCGGGAUGUUUACACCAAUGUUGACAUGCAUUCCAGCCCAUUACGUUCUAAAAUGUGCCAGUCUGCGUUUUUUACGCACGGUCUUAUUCUACACAUUGAAAAACAUGUGUUAAUAAUAAACAAACUACACCGAAGUCCCAGGCCCUUCACAAAUCUGGCAGGAUGUAUAUACUGCAAAAAUAAAUAUUUAAGAAUUAAACGCAAUCUAAGCCAAUCGGUGUCAUUGUUUCU